AUGUCUGGCCGUGGCAAAGGUGGCAAAGGUCUCGGAAAGGGUGGUGCCAAGCGUCACCGCAAGAUUCUUCGCGACAACAUCCAGGGUAUUACCAAGCCCGCUAUUCGUCGUCUCGCCCGUCGUGGUGGUGUGAAACGUAUUUCUGGUCUGAUCUACGAAGAGACCCGUGGUGUUCUCAAGAUCUUCCUCGAAAACGUCAUUCGCGACUCGGUAACAUACACUGAGCACGCCAAGCGGAAGACGGUCACUGCUCUCGACGUUGUCUACGCCCUCAAGCGUUCAGGCAGGACGCUCUACGGUUUCGGUGCUUGA
Messenger RNA from Mycena indigotica, 312 nucleotides. Its product is annotated as Histone H4. The transcript has 3 exons. Gene Ontology annotation, biological process: nucleosome assembly. The coding region runs from base 1 to 312 and encodes 103 amino acids. Gene Ontology annotation, molecular function: protein heterodimerization activity; DNA binding; structural constituent of chromatin. The record is from RefSeq and is a predicted model, not a curated record. Gene Ontology annotation, cellular component: nucleosome. NCBI's taxonomy places the organism in Eukaryota, Fungi, Basidiomycota, Agaricomycetes, Agaricales, Mycenaceae.